CCCUCACCCAAAGGCCGGAAGCACAUGCUAGCGCGCUGCUGUUUAUGUUGUUGUCAUCUGUGACAUGUUGCUAGAAAAAGGUAGUGAUUUGUGUGUGUUAUUUUGAAGGAUAACGAUCGUGUGAAAAGAAGGAGAAUGGCAGCAACAGUGGCUACACCUGUCACCCCCACGGAGCACGAGCCGGACCGGUGUGGGAGUGAGGAGGAGAGCCGCGGGGCCGAGGUGGAGGAGGAGAGCACCCAGCAGCAGCCGACAGGCCCCGUGGCCGCCGUGACCCACGGCCGGUUAUCCAAACUCCCGCUGGCCCGCAUUAAGGCGCUCAUAAAGACCGACCCAGACGUGUCACUCGCCAGCCAGGAGUCUGUGUUCAUCAUCGCUAAAGCCACGGAGUUGUUUGUUGAGAUGAUUGCCAGAGAUUCCCUGGUGUACACCCAGCAAGGGAAGAGGAAAACUUUGCAAAGAAAAGACUUGGACAAUGCAAUAGAGGCCAUAGAUGAAUUUGCAUUUCUUGAAGGCACACUAGAUUAGACGCCGCUUCAAAAGACGAGAACAUUGAAUAUCUGCAACCAUCCAGGAAGCUUUCCGUCACAGGGACACAGUUCGUCGGCACUUUUCUAAGUCAAACUCAAAUUGGAUAUUUAUAAAUGCUUUUCUACAAUGUGCCAUUAGGAGUUUUUUAUACUUAACUUUGAAGACAUCACAUCAUGUGUACAUUUUUUGUAAAUAUUUGUGAAAUACUACUGUACAAUGGAAUAAAUGUAAGUUUUAAACAGCCGA
Cottoperca gobio is the source of this 777-nucleotide messenger RNA. It is a transcript of the gene pole4, whose product is annotated as polymerase (DNA-directed), epsilon 4, accessory subunit. Gene Ontology annotation, biological process: DNA-templated DNA replication. Gene Ontology annotation, molecular function: protein heterodimerization activity. Lineage: Eukaryota; Metazoa; Chordata; Actinopteri; Perciformes; Bovichtidae. The transcript is spliced from 4 exons. Gene Ontology annotation, cellular component: epsilon DNA polymerase complex; nucleus. The coding region runs from base 136 to 528 and encodes 130 amino acids. The record is from RefSeq and is a predicted model, not a curated record.